AAAUCGCUAUCAGCUGACAGGGUUUAGUAUAAAUAGUCUUUGAGGAGUCACAGUUGGCACUCAUUAGCAGCCGAAGCAUAAGACAUAAUGGAUUUCAACACCGCCGCCGAGAAAGCCAAGAACUUCACUAAGACCCCCACGAACGACGAGUUCCUGGAGUUCUACGGUCUCUACAAGCAGGCCACAGUCGGUGACAAUAACACGGCUGAGCCAGGUGCAUUGGAUCUGAAGGCCAAGGCCAAGUGGAAUGCAUGGACCAAGAACAAGGGUCUGUCCCAGGAUGCCGCCAAGGCUGCCUACAUUGCCACCUAUGAGAAAUAUGCACCCAAAUACGCUUAAAUCAUUUUACUUUACG
This is a messenger RNA of Drosophila hydei, 355 nucleotides long. Its product is annotated as acyl-CoA-binding protein homolog. Lineage: Eukaryota; Metazoa; Arthropoda; Insecta; Diptera; Drosophilidae. The transcript has 2 exons. Gene Ontology annotation, molecular function: long-chain fatty acyl-CoA binding. Gene Ontology annotation, biological process: fatty acid metabolic process. The record is from RefSeq and is a predicted model, not a curated record. Bases 88 to 339 code for a protein of 83 amino acids.